Molecule: messenger RNA, 2906 nt
Organism: Otolemur garnettii (small-eared galago)
Lineage: Eukaryota; Metazoa; Chordata; Mammalia; Primates; Galagidae
Gene: ETAA1
Product: ETAA1, ATR kinase activator
Exons: 6
Coding region: 107-2752 (881 amino acids)
Source: RefSeq, a predicted model, not a curated record
GGCUGCGGCCGUUGGCGCGGAGUGCAGUUUUUAAUGUUGUUGCCUUUUUUUAAUCCCAUUGCAAAAUGUGAGAGGAGAAGCUGCUGGUGGAGGCAAGUCAUAGGCCAUGAGUCGUCGAAGGAAACAUGGGGACAGCCCUGGUCCGAGGAACACGCCGCGCAAAACAGCGGUGGCUGAGGAAUUCGGCUCGGUGGUCGAGCCAGGGAGGAGGCGACUGAGGUCGGCCCACCAUUCUGGGCUCCGCGGGCCUGGAGAGGGGCCUUACGAGCCAAGGCGGCAGCAAGAGCAGCCUCCGGCAGCUGCAUCAUGCAGUAAAAGUAACCCCGAGGAAAGGUAUGAAACACCAAAGAGAGUGCUGAAAAUGGAUUUAUUGGCAUCUACCUUCAGUUCUCCUAAUGAUCCAGAUGGACAGAAUGAUAUCUUUUGGGAUCAAAAUUCUCCAUUGACAAAGCAGUUAGGUAAAGGAAGAAAAAAACAGAUUUACGCCACAGAUAGUGAUGAGAUUUCACAUAUUGUUAAUCGUAUUGCUCCUCAGGAUGAAAAACCAACAACAAACUCUAUGCUGGGCAUGUGGAUUGGUGAAACUGCUAUUCCUUGUACUCCCAGUAUAGCAAAAGGAAAAUCAAGAGCAAAAUUCAGCUGCACAAAGUUAAGAACACAAAAUCAAGAAGAAGAACUUAUGAAAUUGGCUAAACAAUUUGACAAAAAUAUGGAAGAGCUAGAUGUCAUCCAAGAGCAAGAUAAGAGGAAUUAUGAUUUUAUUCAGAUGAUUUCAGAAACAAAGACUUUAAAUAAUUACAAAGAUAAUGUACAAAUGCAGUCAUUAUAUAAUAUAGGUACUAAAGUAGAUAAUGGUAUAAUAAAGAAGCCAAUCAAAGGAAACACCAAGAUACCUGACGAAAAUGAUCAAAGUAGCAGUCAGAAGCCAUUUGACCAAAAUGUUGAAGCAGCCCUUAAUGCCAUUUUUGAUGGUUCAACUCAGAAAUGUAGUGGAUGGUUAAGCCAAGAAGCUUUUUUGAACACCAGCAAUACUACCUUUGGAAAGAAAAAUGCUUUGAAAGAGGACAAAGUAAUUAAUGAAACUCUGGUCUCUGAAAAACUGCUAAAUAAAACUCUGGGUUCACUUUCUUCUCCUUUGGAUACUCCUGUAAUGACACAAUCAUGUGUGACUUCCUGUACUAAGGAGCCCAAAACUUGUUAUAAGCCCCCUGAUGCAUUUAUUACCAGUGAUUUUGAGGACGAUUGGGAAAACUUGCUAGGUAAUGAAUGUUUUGUUAUGCAAAACGUCAAAGUGCCUGAACUCGUCCCUUCUAAAACAGCCCAAGUUACUGAUCAAAAGGGACUUUGUACCUUUAAUGGGAAAAACGAUAAAAGUAAGUCAGGAACAAAUACAAGUCUAGAUGUUAGAUUAAGAGAUUCAGAAAUUUUACAAAGUCUUCCUUCAGAGACACCUAACAGGGAAUAUCAAAUUUCACUAAAUCCAAAUGAUAAAUCAAACAAAUUACCAUCCACUGAAAAUAACAAGAAAUUUGAGACAUCCUUCAAUAAAAUUGUUAUUCAAGACAAAAUUCAAGAUACUGCAACUGCAUCUAGUUUGACAAAAGUAAAGGAAGAUAUUUGUGCUAAAUUUACUUCUUGUGUAAAUGCUUCUGAAACAUCUGCUUUGAACUCUGGAUAUUCUAAUGAUCAAAAAAAUAAGCCCAUUUUUAGUCAUUCUGUUAAAGCACCUGUUGAUACUGGCUCUGCAACUCUAGGCAAUGAAACCAGUGUUAGUAACCGAGAUCAGACUAAUGCAUCAAAAUCGAGUUUGUUCUUUGAUGAUUGGAAUGAUCCAUCAUUCACCAAUGAAGUUAUUAAAGCAUGUCAUCAGCUAGAAGAUAGCUGGGAAGCAGAUGAUGUAGAUGAUGAUUUGUUGUACCAAGCAUGUGAUGACGUUGAAAGACUAACUCAGCAAGAAGACAAUAGAAGGGAUAGCAGGACAUCAGAGAGCAUACUUGAGGCCAAUAAUAAUUCCAUACAUGGAGCCAAAGACAUGUUUACUACAUCUAAACAAGGAAGUCAUUUGGUACAGUCAAAGCAUCUGAAUCUGGGCAACAUUUCAAGGCAAACGUCUUCUUUAACAAAUAGCUUGCAAAUGGAUAAGUCAGUAAAGAUGGAGAAAGGAGAAAUAUGUGGAAAUUCGCCAAGUUUUUUAGGUGCUACAACAAACUUGGCUAUAUAUUCUAAGAAUGCAGAUUGUCAAAUCAGUGUCUGUAGGGCUAACACUGGUGUUCCAAUACAAGUGAAUAAUUUCAAAUCAGCUCUUACUAGAAGUUCAGUUUUGAAUGUGAACUCAGAUCAUGUGGGUACAGAAAUUGCUGCUUGUAUGAAGACAUUGAAUACUCCACAACUAUCCCAUAAGACUAUAACAGAUGAAGGUCAGAGCAUCCUUAACAGUAACGUUAAAUCUUCAAAGUAUACAUUUACAAAGAUGAAAAAUUCUCAGAAUCUUUCUCGGUUUAAUCAAAAUUGUGUAAUGGGAAGCGUGUCUGUUACCAAAAUGACACAGGAUUUGGCGAAAAAGAAAACUGCUUCUGUCAGCCCAUUACUGGGAGAGGUUGUUCAACAGCAGUCUUUGGAACAGUCUUCAAAAGAGGAAGAGGAGAAAAAUAAAAAAUGUUCUCCUGAAGAAAUUCAGAGAAAAAGACAAGAAGCAUUGGUUCGGAGAAUGGCCAAAGCACGAGCAUCAUCUGUAAAUGCAGCUCCCACUUAAUUUCUUUAAUGAAAUAUUAGCUAGAAGACUUAAAGAUGAUUGAUAACUAUCUGUGAUAGGAAAAAUUUUUUUCUUGAAUUCUCUGUGAGAAAUAUAUUUAUAAAGCAUGGACUUCUACUUUAUUAUUUAAUAAAUCAAUGUUUGCAAUGGUAAA